Dimorphilus gyrociliatus is the source of this 4074-nucleotide messenger RNA. NCBI's taxonomy places the organism in Eukaryota, Metazoa, Annelida, Polychaeta, Dinophilidae. The record is from the annotation of a GenBank genome assembly.
AAAAUUAAGUAGAAUUUAAUGUUUUCUUAUUAUUUUGUUUGAGUAACUAAUCAAAGGAAAAGAAAACGUGAAAUAAAAUUUUCUUGUUUAAAUAACUGAUAUAUUUUGGCACUGGACUAUGAGAAAAAAUGAAGAACUUUUUUAUGUAUAGCCGUAGAUCUUCUAUAAAGAUUAAAAAGAAAUUUAUUAAGUGUUCUACUUUAUCAAGAUGCUUAAAUUACUCAAUAACUCUUAGCUUGUUUAUUAUUGGUGGCUUAAUUGUAAUCUAUGAAAGUACCGAAACGAUUAUUCAUCCGAUAAAUUCCCCACAAUUCGUUUUUGGAUUAGAAGUAACUGGACCAAAACGGGUUUUAUGGCCAAUUAACGUUGAAUUUGUUUCUGCGGAAUUUACCUGCAAUUUUCGUUUCUCAGAUGGACCAGAAGGUAAUCUUUUCUUUAUUGAACAUCAGUGGACUGCGAAUAGGGUUUUAGCAGUUGGCUCUCAUUAUUUAAUCAAUGGGGAGAAAAGAUUGAAGGGCGCUAACACAUCGGUUUUAGUUCACAAUGGGAUUGAUGGGAGUGUUCGUCUAACUUCCGACGAUAUAAAAGUCACGGACAUUUUUGGGUCAAGAGUCUAUUGCCUCAUUCGCACGGGUUAUCGGGUUUUGUGGUGGAAAGGUAAAAAUAGCUAAAGUAAUUCUAUAUUCAUCCUCAAGUCUUUGUUUUUUUUCUGACAAAGCAUAUUUUCUGGAUAGCUUUUAAUUUAUUUCUUUAGUUAAUAUAGCCGAAGGUCAUCACUCAGCUGAGGUUACAAUCUAUAAUAAAACUAUCCAAAUUCUAAGAAUGAGUAUUGGAUCGGUUUCCUGCUCACUAUACGCCUACCCACCUUUAUUGCUAAGAUGGCAGCCUAUAAAUGUAAGGAAAAAGUGUCGGUGGUGGCAAACUAACCAAAGUGUGGUGAAAGAUAUAAAAAAUGGCUUACAGAGUUAUCGUCAAAUAUUGAAUUUUAAUAAACUAUGUCUGGGUAGUGUAUUUGUAUGUUUUCCUCUUGACGUCUCGUUUCUUCGCCGAGAGUUUACCGUCUAGCUUAAAUAUCAAUUUCUCAUACAUAUGAUAAAACUAGUACUGUGAAAUUAAGCCUAUUUCUUCCGUAAUAAAAAAGCGAUAAAAACUAUACAGGUUUGCUGUUUUAAAUUUCCCUCUUGAAAAUCGCGUCGGACCUUAAAAACUGGUAAAGAUAUAUUUUACCACACUUACAUGGUUUGUAUAUGUCAAUUAAGCUGAAGCCAUGCAAGAUAAGACCGUGGUUUCACUUCUUUGUAUUCUGACAUAUGUCAUAUACAGUAAUGCUCCACAAUGCGGGUUUGUUUUCGACGACGUUUCAGCAAUAAAAGAUAAUAAAGAUUUGAGGGCCUUUACACCCUUAUCCAAUCUCUUCCGGAACGACUUUUGGGGUACUCCCAUGAACAAUGAAAAAAGUCAUAAAUCAUAUAGACCUCUGUGCAUUUUAACUUUCCGUUGGAAUUACAUAUUAAGCGAGUUAAAUCCUUGGGGUUAUCAUUUUGUCAAUGUUCUUCUGCAUAUAAUCGUAACCUUAUUCUUUUGGAAAGUUUGUCAAAAAGUGCUGAAUGAUUCGUUUUUGACUAAUACCUCCGCAGUCUUAUUUGCUGUACAUCCCAUCCAUACUGAAGCCGUAACAGGAGUUGUGGGUAGAGCUGAACUGCUGUCUUCGAUAUUUUUUCUUGCCGCCCUAUUGUGUUAUUACAAAGCAGUGAAAACUCAGACCAUUUCAAGUCAGUUAAUACAAAAACUUUCGAACAGGAGGGGUACCAGUUGUAUUUAUAUUGUAUAAACUAUUGUCAUUGAGUGUAUAAAAGUACAAUGAACUGAUAAAAACAAAACACAACUCAUAUCUCUCCUAUCUACUUUAUUCACAUUCUCUAAACUUUAAUUUCAUAUUUUCAGCCUUUCUCUAUGUUAUCUUCUCUGUAAUAAUUGUUGCAUUUGCUAUGCUAUGUAAAGAACAAGGUAUUACGGUAAUUGGAGUUUGUUGUGUCUUCGAUGUCUUUGUCGCAAAUAACUUAAAACUACAAAACCUUCCUACCGUCCUAAAUAUUUUCAAUAGAACAAGUCCUCCAUGGUUCAAAAGAUCUUUUCUGAGAUGUUCCUUGUUAAUUGGAACAACUGUUAGUUUAUUGUAUGCUAGAAUCAAGGUUAUGGACGCUCAGUUACCUCACUUUACAAACUUCGACAAUCCAGCUGCGGCGUCUCCCUCUCCUACUAGGCAGUUAACUUUCAAUUAUUUACUCGCAGUAAAUAGCUGGUUGUUAUUAAAUCCUUCUGGUCUUUGUUGUGAUUGGACAAUGGGAACUAUACCUGUUAUCUCUUCCUUUUUGGAUGUUAGAAAUUUCGCUACUCUGACCUUCUACUCUUUAUUCCUCUGGUUGGGGCUUCUAGCAGUCACUCAACAAACGAAAAUUAGUAAAUGUUUAACAUUUAGCCUCGCUCUGAUGAGUAUACCCUUUUUACCCGCUUCAAAUCUUCUAUUUCCUGUUGGUUUUGUUGUGGCUGAAAGAAUUUUGUACAUUCCAAGCAUGGGGUUCUGUAUACUCCUAGCAAUUGGUUUUAAAAUUCUCUAUAAAAUCUCUUCAAUGUCUUAUAUAUCGAAAAUGAUAAUUUAUGUCCUCGCUGCCAAUGUUGUUAUUUCUUUUAGUUUUAAAACAUUCCUGAGGAAUUAUGAAUGGGAAUCAGAGCAUAGCCUAUUUAAAUCGGCUAUCCGAGUUAAUCAAAAUAACGCUAAGCUCUUCAAUAAUGUUGGCCAUUCUUUGGAAGGAAAAAAUGACCACGCAAGAGCGCUUAAGUACUUCUUAUAUGCCGCAAAGGUACAACCGGAUGACAUUGGAGCUCAUGUUAACGUUGGACGGGCAUAUAAGAAUCUGGAGAAAUAUACGGAGGCUGAAAAUUCAUAUCGCAAAGCUGUUUCAUUAUUACCAGCUAUUAUUCGAGGCAAAAGGUACAAAACAAGAGUUGCACCUAAUCAUCUUGGAGCCUUGUUAGGCCUUGGAUCUCUAAUAUCUCGCAAUUUGUCUAGAUUAGGCGAAGCAGAUUCUUAUUAUCAAAAGGCCUUGAGGAUGAGACCAAGUUUCAUUGAAGCUCAUUUGAAUCGCGGAGAUAUCUUAUUGCGCAUGAAUAAAUCGGAUGAAGCCUUGGCUCAAUAUCGAACAGCUUUAAAAUAUGAGCCAAAUAAUGCUGAUAUUCUUUACAAUAUUGGAGUUGUCUUUCUGGAAAAGAAGAAUAAGAUAGAAGCUCUUAAAAGUUUUGAGAUGGGGUUAAAGGCUUUUCCUGAACAUAAACAGACAAUGUAUAAUUCUGCGAUUUUGAUACAAGAGCUUCACAUUAAGGAUAUGUUGACUCAAGCAAUUGAGAGACUGGAACGUUUACUCCAAUUGGAGCCAACUAGUGGGAAAGCUUACUUUGGCCUUGGACUGUUAUAUAUGGAUGCUAAGCGAUUUGAUGACGCAUAUAAUGCUUACAAGAAAUCUAUCGAGAUUACGCCGAAUUUCCGUAGCGCUCUCUUUAAUUUGGCUUUGAUGUUAAAUAACGAUAUGAAAAAGCAUGACGAGGCUUUGAUAUAUUUGAGGCAAUUGUUGCAACAUUAUCCCAAUCAUACCAAAGGUCUUCUACUUCUUGGCGAUUUAAAUCUAAACUAUGAGAAGGAUGCAAAUUCUGCUUUGGAGAAUUUCAGAAAAAUCACAGACAUAGAACCCAAUAAUGUUCAAGCAAGGCAUAAUAUAUGCAUAGUUUAUUUUGAAAUGAAGCGAAUGCAUGAAGCUGAAAAAUGUUUGGUUGAAGUUCAAAAACUUGCCCCAAAUGAAGAGUAUAUCCGUAGACACUUAGGAGUUGUACGAAACAAACUGGAUAUUGCACGAAAAAUGAAAGUUAAUGAAGUUAACAAGAAAUUAAGAAAUAAUCUGUGAUAUUAGAUAAUUUGAUAAAUACUGUAUUAAUUAACGUUUAGGCACCGAAUCUCUUUGUUAUGAUCUAUUAACAUUUCAAAUUUCGUUGAGCACUAGCUUUCUUGGUUGAAUAUACAAU